AUGAAAAGAAACAAAGCCGUAUAUGUAACGAAAGGUGAUUUAAGAAAAAAAAUAGCUACAAAAUAUAACUGUUGUUCAAAUCAAGCUUAUGGAAGUGCAAGAAAGCAUAUUGCAACUACAAAACUUGAUGACACUUUUAGGGACUACAAUUUACAAAAUGUCAGUAACUGGAGUCACUUAACUUGCUCCUGUAAUCAUUCUGGGAGAAAAUAUCAAGAAACUAGCUAUUUUACUACCAUGCUUAAGCAAAUGCCAUCGAAGAGUUUUAAUGAUAUAGGCGUCGGAAGUGUUAAAGCGUUUCAAAAGCGAAAAGUAAAAAAAAUCUACUUACCAGAGACAAAGGAAAGAGCCGUCGGAACUUUAGAUUUGUCUCUGUACAGAAACCAAAAAUCGAAACGAUUUUGGAGCAACAAUGAGUUCUAUCACAAAACAUCAGUAAACAGCGAAGAAAGUGUAGAUGAAAGCAAUAAAAAACUUCUGUUGAAUAAAAAGCUAUCACCUCUUAUUCGAACCAAAUCAAAUUAUACUAAUCCUCAAAACCCUCUCACGCAAUCUGACGAAGACAUAAAAAGUAAAGACAGUAAAAGUGCACUUGAUAAAUUGAUUAACGCUGCAACUCAAGUUGAUACUGAAGAUAUAGGUAAAUUGCAGAAAAUGGAAACAUUUAAGGAAAGAGCUGUAAACACAGAAUUGUUUGAAAACAAUAAAAUAAACAAAUCUCAAAUUAAACCUGACGCAAAUGCUACUGUUGUGAAUAAUAAAAACGAAAAUGAAAUCGGUUCCUCAUUAGAUUCCUUACUAAAACAUGUCCAUGGUUUAGAUAAGUCUUACAGUGGUACUUUAAGUGAAACCUCAGUAGAUCCUAUGGAAAACAUACUUGAAAGAGAAUAUCGAAAGAUAUUUUCAGAAAGAUCUAGGGAUUGUUCUUGCAGUAACAAACUCUGUAAAACCAAUAGCGAUACUUUAUUGCGUCGCUUUGAAGCUUUACGCGAUGGUGUGUCUAGCAAGGAAGAAUCAAAACGAAAUACAUCAUUGUUGUCAAGAUCUUUAAGUGACUUAUUUGAACCUAAUUAUAGAGAUAUGUCCAUAGUUUCCGACCCUCCUUCUUUGCUGUCACAAUCUUGUAUUAAUACAAAAACUACCAGUCCAUUUUCGAGUAAUAUUUAUGAAAAAGACAUUAUGAAGAUAUCACAUAAAAAAACUUUGACCAAUACAAAAAUUGAAAAUAACUCAAAUUGCCGUCAUUCUGACAUAGAAGAAGAAAGAAGUGACUAUCAAGGUAUAAAAGGAAUGUUCAAAUUGUGGAGUAAGAAAUUCAGUUUAGAGGAAGGUUUGUAUAGGAAAAGUAAAUCCAAAUGUACAGGUUCGAAUAAAAAAUCCGAAGGAAGUAUUAGAUCUUAUUCAAAUAAACUUUUAAAUAGCAAAUCUUCAGAAAAGAAAGGAGGAAAAAGGUUUCGUUUCUUUAAAAAGAAAUCUAUACAAAAAGAUGUAAUGACAGGAAGAUGUGAGGUUAGAGAGGGUUUAAAUAUAAAAAUUGGAAAAGCUUCAACACCAGAUUAUAAAUCGAAAGCAAUAAGGAAAAUAAUUGAACAAAAUGAAGACGUGUUAUUAAAAGCUUGGCUUCAAAAGUUUAUAUCAAAAUCAAAUGAGUCUAAGAAAAGUUUAGUAACGAGAUGGGGUGAUAACAUAUAUAGUGGUACCAGUAAUUCAACUGAAAUGCCAGUAAAUACUUCCCGUACGGAUACUUUGUCAUUAAUUAAAAAUAAUACGUUGACCCAUUCGUCACACAAAGAAAAUCAAAAGUCCUUGGUGAAUUCUUCUAAACAAUAUAUUCAAGCUUGGAUGAUUCCUCAAAUAAUACUAGAUAGGUUAACAAGAACUAAAAUAUACAGGAAUGUAAAAAAUGACAAAUAUUACAUAAAUAAUAAGAAUAAGAUAGAUUCAAUUACAUACUUAAACGAAAAAACAAAAGUAUUAUUACGUGACAAUAAUAACUGUUGGAAAGAAAAUUUUGAUUCAAGUUCCGAAUAUGUAAUGUUAAAUAUUUCCUUGGGAUAUCUUAAUGAAUUCGGUUAUCAAAGUAAUGUACAAUAUCAAAGUGAUGAAGAAUUAUAUCAAGUAAUUGAUUAUGAAACACCUUUGUCAAGUGCAAUAAUCCUAAGGAAAAAAAUUCUUAAUCAUAAUGUUGGCAAAGGAAACCUUGCUUCAAAUCAUAUGACAAAUAUAAAUCGUAUAAAAAACGUUACGAAUUACAGAAAAAAAUGUAAAGAAAUUAUUAGAAAGAAAAAACGAAAGUGUAAUGGUGAGAUAUAUCAGUACGACGACAUAAAAGUUAAUAGAAAAUGUGACUCCAGCGGAGUUGGAAUAAUCCCGGGAAGUGAUGUCAAGAGCGUACGAAAUCUAGUGUAUUUUGAACGCCCAAAGAUCGCAACGGAUGACGAGUCAGAAGAAACAAUAUAUCUCGUACCAGAGCACUACAAAAUUACAGAAAUAUAUCUACGUGACUACUGUCACAGCUGGAUUCCACUUGAAGUAGAACUGGAUUCAUGGUGUAUUAGCGAUUCCAAUAUACAAAAGAGUUUAGAUAAUUCCUUACUUAACAAUUCUAAAACAAUACCGAAUAGAUCCGAUUUUCGAUCCAUAAUAAUUUCUUCCUGCGAAACAUCGAUCAAAGAUCUAGAGAAAUCCGAAGAGAAAGAAAAUACCACUAUUGAUAUACGUGUUCAACCGAAAGACUCAGUUGAGGUCUUUAAAAAAAGAAAAUUAUAUCACAACGGUAACAAAACUAAAUGGAAAUUUGAUGACCCGUUUCCUAGUUCGGUAUCGAAUUCAACAAACCCGCUGAUUUCUAAUACACCGGAAGAUAAACAAAACAAAUCUAACAAGAAACGUGUUUUUAUAUCUAAUGAUAUACCUCAAAUACAUUCAAAUGAGUUUAAAAGUAGUAACGCAUAUGAAGAAGAAUCUUUGAAAAAUUCUAUUAUUUUAUCCCCAACAAAAUCAGAAAAUUUACAAUCAAUUCGUAGGGAACCUUAUGAAAGGAUAAAUGAAUUACCAUUAUUUUCAUCAACUGAUGCCGACUGCAAGUUAAAUACUAAUCACAACUUAUCAAAUUUAGACACUGAGAACAAAAAUUCAACGUCGACUCCCCUAACUUUAUUGAUAAAAUCAAAUCAAAUCUCACCAAAAAAUACAGAGACUCUAAAAUAUUCAGAUUUAGAAAUUAAAUCACCACAAAGAGUUUGUUCUCCUCAGUGCUCUAAAUAUUCAGUUACUAUACUGAAAAGUAAAGCAGAUUUUAACGUUGCACCUCCCGAAAUAAUUAAUGAUACGUGCACAAAAUCGGAAAGUCAUUCUUUCGAGUCUUCAAAACAUAGUACCAUAAAGAGUUUGUUUCAAAAAAUGCGUCCAAAACAACACGCUAAUAUAAAAAGUUCUGAAGAAUCUUUGAAAACAGUCAAGUCAGCCGUUAAAAAAAUUAUGAUUACAACUGACAUACAAGAAAUCUCUUCUUCAUUCGAAACAUCCAUUCUUAGAGAAGAUGUAACCGUUUCAGUACCAAAAGUAAAUAGCCCAAAAAUAAGCAAAAGUAAAACUAAAACGCCUGGUGUGUACUUUAAAAAGCAGCCAUUAAAAAGGAAAGAAUCUACGGCAUGUUCAUGCACUAAAAAGGACGAUGAGAAUAAAUAUGUCACACGUGAUUAUAAUGAUAACAAGAGAAAAUCGCAACUAGAAAGUAGUGCAAAUAUCAACGUAAAUACUCAAGAAAAAGAAAGUGAACGUUUAAAAGAAAAAGAACAUAAAGAAACCAAUACAUCUAAUUUAAAAGACAGUAAAAACUCCAAAAUUUGCCUAAUAUCAACAACAAAUUCAUUAAAAAAUACAUGUAAUAUCAUUGGAAGCAGUACGGACCUAAUAGAAAUAAAUUUUUCAGUAAAAUGCAAAAAGGGUGGUGAUACGACUAUGUCUGUUAAUGUAAAUGACAUUCGUGAUUCUGAUAUAAAAGAUCAAAACGGAAAGGCGCACGAAAAUAAUAUAAAGUGUAACAAUUCUGAACACGCAAGUCAGUACGUUAGUGAUAAAAACGAUAUGAAUGAUAUAAAUAUUAGAAUUUUAAUUACGAAUGGCAAACAACAGCAUGAUUCUAAGAAAAAUAACUUGAACAGAGAUGAAUUUCCUAAAAUAAUAUCAGACAAUUUUCUUCCAUCCACCUUAAUUUUCAAUGAAUCAAAAAAACAUAAUUCUGACACGGAUCAUAGUUUAACCGACAAUUUUAUAUCAUUGAUUGAAAAAAAUUGCCACAAUAAACCUACAGACGAAACAAAUGAGGUGGAAUCAGCCAGAAUCUUGGAAGAAAACCUAAGGAAAAUUGAAAUAAUUCGUUCAUACAGUUCAAAAGAAUUUUUUGAAAAUUCAAUUCAGCAAAGGCUUAAAAAAAAGGAGUCUAAUUUGGAUAAUUCCAACUUCACUAAUAUUAUAACAGGACCGAUUGUGCAAAAUACUUCCAAAAACACAACUAUUUCAAAUCAUAAAGAGCAUAAAAUGAACGUAUUACAAAAAAUCUUCGUUAAUGCUAAAGAUAUUAAGAAAAACAAGAAGAAACUAAGGAACGCACGAAAAAUUUUGCAAGCAAUACUAAUUAAUUCUGACCGUAGCAACAAAAAAGAAAUCAAAAAAUGUACUUACAAUUUAUCAAACCAAUUAAAUAAUACCAGAUUACAAUCAAAUUUUACUGCGGACAUCAACCAGUCACAUAUUUUUCGUCACUUUGGUAGUGUCUUACGGAUAAACGAACCAAGUAUGAUAAAUAUUAAUAAUUAUGUGUAUCCUACUGCGAAAAUUCCAAAUAAAAGUAAUAAAUCCAAAAGAAGAACGUUAAUAUUAAAUAGUCCUGACAGAAAUGAAAAAUGCUUUUGCAAAAUACUCGCUGCAAGGUUAGGACUGAUGGAUGUUAGAACAUGUGAAUGUCAGUCUCUCAAAACAAAACUAAAUAAUGUUAGUAACAGAACUCAACCUAUGACUUUGCCGAAUAUGGAAAUUUCUGAUUAUAAUGCCAUAAAUCAAAAUUUUAUAUCUUUACACAAUAACAUAAAGAAAAAUAGCGAAGAAAAUCAUUGGAAAGAUUGUACUUUGAAACCAAAAUAUCCGGAUGUGAAAGAAUUACUGACAGAAGAACAAAUAUCGCGACUAAAAAAUACUAUAAAAAAGGUAUACUCUAAUUAUUCGCAAAACAUUUGUUUGGAUGAUUAUAAAAUUAAAAAUUUAAAUAAAAAUGCAAUCGCCAGUUUAUACAAUGAAAACAAAAUAAUUUUAACGAACUGUAAUUCAGCAGAAGAAAAAUGCACAAAUUUCCAUGAAUAUAGAGAAAAACAGACACAUUGUAAGUACUCAAAAAGCAAGCGAGAUAUUUUUCAAUUGCCAGAAAUCAAAGAAGCUGUUUUGGAUAUGUACGCCUUAAAAGGUACUACGGAUAAUUCCGAUUUAUUAGCCGUAAUGCCCAAAUUUGUAUGUGAUGUUGAAAAAUUUUUUGGUUAA
Molecule: messenger RNA, 5535 nt
Organism: Parnassius apollo (apollo)
Lineage: Eukaryota; Metazoa; Arthropoda; Insecta; Lepidoptera; Papilionidae
Source: the annotation of a GenBank genome assembly